CAGAUUACUUUACGGUCAAGAUGUAUCAUGGUGGAUACAUCAGUGGAAGCAAUUAUAUUGGUGGUCAAGUGAACUACUAUGACCAUGUAGAUAAGGAUCGAAUGUCACUUGUAGAGGUUGAUGGGAUGGUCAGAGGGUUAAACCAAAACUACAGUGGAAGGAGAAUAGAUUAUUGGUACAAUAUAGGGAAUGAGGAUGAUGGUAUGACUAAGAUUAAGACAGACAAGGACGCAAUUACAAUGUGUUGCUGUGUACCAGAAAUUCGACUAGUCAUCAUCUACUUGGAUCACUUGGAUCUACAUGAUGACUAUGAAGAAACAAACUCGGAUAGUGAGUUAUAUAUGUAUGAAGAUGGGGAGGCAGAUUGUUUUGUAAGUCCAGCUAGAAAGAAGAGUGGAGUUGUGAUUGAAGAACUCCCGGAUUCUCCAAGAAAGAAACCUGGGGUUAUCAUAAAAGAGCUUCCGGAUUCACCAAGGAAGAAACCUGGGAUAGAGAGAGCAGCCAAAAAAGAGCUUGGGAUUGUGAUUAGAGAAUGGAAUGGAGAUGGCAGCAUACCUACUCAAGCAAGCAGAACACCUGCCUUGGAUCCAAAGGCUAAAGGUAAACAAAAGGUCAGUGAAAGUGAGGAUUUGUUUGACAUUAAAGUGAGGGAGUUUAGGAAGAGAGGAAGAGUGGAGGUUGAUUAUAAGGAGGAUGGGGCAGAAUCUGGAAUUGAUGAUUCUGCAGAUGAAGAUUAUAGGCCACAUUUUGAGGAUGAUGAAUAUGGGGAUUAUGGUUGGGAUGAUGAUUGGCUGGAAGAUAUGGAAGUUGAAUUUGAUGUCUUUGGUGAGACUAUUGGCCCAAGUACACAAGUACAAGCUGCUGUUGGAAGUACUGUUGAGGAAGAGAUUGUGGCCGAGGACAAUGAAGAUAUGUAUAAAGCAGUUGAUUCUGAUGAGGAAGUACUAGGAGGUGCAGCCAACUCUGAUGGUGAGAUAGGGGAUGACUUUCCGAAGUUCAAUCCCAAGAGUGACAUGAAGGACCCACAGUUUAAGUUGGGGAUGAAGUUUGCAUCAGCAAAAAUCUUGAGAGCUGCUUUAAGAGAGAAAGCAAUAAUGGGAGGAUGGGAAUGUUGCUUUUUGAAGAGUGACAGAAAGAGGGUGAGAGUGAUUUGCAAAGCGGACAACUGCCCCUUCGAGUUGUAUGCUAGCAAAAUGCAACAUGAGUCAACCCUGAUGGUGAAGACAUAUCAUGCAAAUCAUACAUGUUCUAGGGUUCAUGUCAACUCUAUGGUCAAGGCACCUUACCUAACUGAAAAGUUUGUGGAUCAGAUCAAGCUAAAUCCUGAUUGGAAAACAGAAUCACUUGCACAAACGAUGUCAGCGGGUGUAAAGGCUAGGGUAUCCGUGCAGCAGGCCUAUAGAGCUAAGAGGGCAGCCUUGAAGCUGCUUGAAAGGUCCAUCAUGGAGCAAUAUGCUAGAGUAAGGGACUAUGGAUCAGAACUGAAAAGAGUAGACCCUGAAACCACGGUGGACAUAAAGUGUGAUUUCAAUGAUGCUAGUGGGUUGCCUGUGUUUAAAAGGAUGUACAUCUGCCUCGGGGCAUUGAAGACUGGUUUUAAAGCUGGAUGCAGAUCAGUAAUCGGGCUGGACGGUUGCCAUUUAAAGAGUCCUCAUGGUGGACAGCUCCUAACCGCAGUAGGAGUUGAUGCAAAUAACACCACCUGGGUAGUUGCAUAUGCUCAAGUUGAGAUGGAGAGCACAGACUCUUGGAAAUGGUUCUUACAGUUGUUGGUCAAGGACUUAGACAUAGAGCAUGAGGGGGCUGGAUGGACCUUUAUCAGUGACAAGCAGAAAGGCCUCUUACCAGCCUUUGAGUCCAUUAUCCCCCUUGCAGACCAUCGGUUCUGUGUGCGACACCUUUGGACAAAUUUUACGAAGUUGUUUCCUGGUAAAGCCAUGAAGGACCAACUCUGGGCAAUAGCAAAGUCAACCACCUUGGCGUAUUUUCACAAGGAAAUGGUUCUAAUCAAACAAAUGGACCCUAAGGCUUAUGAUUGGCUGACAGAUCCAACAAGGCCUCCCCUUCACUGGUGUAGAGCACACUUCAAGACUCACACUAAGUGUGAUAUUCUUCUAAAUAAUUUAUGUGAGAGCUUUAACGCAUUCAUAUUAGGUGCAAGAGGCAAGCCGGUUGUGUCAAGCUUUGAGGAGAUGAGGGUUAAACUCAUGAAGAUGAUUAUGUUGAGGGUACCAUCUGCCCUAAACCUCGAGGAAUUUUGGAAAAAAACAAAGUCAAAGCUGCCAGGGAUUGUAUCCCACGUGGUUCUGGAGGUCCACAAAUUGAAGUGGAAAGUUUUGGAGGAGGUAAGCAUGUUGUUGAUCUUGAAAGAAGGAGUUGCGCAUGUCGGAGAUGGGACUUGAGUGGUAUACCAUGUAAACAUGGUGUUGCUGCAAUUAACUUCAUGAGGCUAAACCCGGAUGACUUUGUUGAUGAUUGCUACUUGAAAAAGACAUAUAUGGCCACUUACAGCCACACCAUCAAGCCUGUUAAUGGCAUGGAGUUGUGGUCCACUUCUGAAGAACUUACAAUCCUACCCCCCCCCCCCCCCCAGUACACAAGACAGCCGGGAAGGCCAAGGACAGCAAGGAUCAAGGAUGCAUCGGAGAGGGCUGAAAAUGGAGGUUCCAAGCUUGGCAAAGUUCAGAGAAGUUUGAGGUGUGGUAAUUGUGGUGUGGUUGGCCACAAUGAGAGAUCAUGUCAUAGGCACUUGCCUCCCAAGCCAAAAGCAACCAAUAUGAACAAGAGGAAGAGGAACAAUGAAGAGGCAGGAACAUCUGCAAUUCAGGCAACCAAACUUUAUUUUUUGUAUAAUCAACCAAUUAGUUUUACCACAUAACCAUUCUUUUCGACUAAUACAAUGCUGAUUUUGUUUCUUCAUUUAUUGUAGGGUACUGGUAAGAAAAAGGCUACCAAGACAAAGAAUGAGUUAAGGCAGAAGGCAAGGGAAAGGGCAGAAGUACUAAAGAAAAAAAGGGUUGAGAAGAAGGCUGCCACAGCUAGAGCUGCUCCCACAAAUGCAAGAGCUACUUCUACAAAUGCAAGAGCUGCUCCUGCUUCAAGCUCAAGAGCUGCUCCUGCUUCAAGCUCGAAAGGAACUGCUGCAAAAGGUACAGCCUCUGCAACACCCACUAGAUCAUCAAAGAGGCUUAGAGAAAGUGGAAAAUAGAGUCAAAAGAAUUUCAGAUUAGCUGGCCUUGGUUUACUUUUACGUGAUCAGUUUUUGUUUUGGGAUAUUGAUGAUGAUUUGUGUUUCAAUCACUUGUGCAACCUUGUGUUGUGGUACAAGGUUGCUAGACCUAAUCUUUUGAUAAGAUGAUUAGGUCUACUAAAACUGCAAUCUUUGGAUCCCAUUUGACAUGUUUUUUUGGGUGAUGGAUGUAAGACAUGUAACUUGUUUGAGUCUGCUAUUCUGAAGACAUGUAACUUGUUUGGGUCUGCUAUUCUGAAAUACAAUUGACGAU
Messenger RNA from Rosa rugosa (rugosa rose), 3503 nucleotides. RefSeq lists its product as uncharacterized. Bases 21 to 2402 code for a protein of 793 amino acids. The transcript has 4 exons. Lineage: Eukaryota; Viridiplantae; Streptophyta; Magnoliopsida; Rosales; Rosaceae. The record is from RefSeq and is a predicted model, not a curated record.